This is a messenger RNA of Lichtheimia ornata, 438 nucleotides long. RefSeq lists its product as uncharacterized. The transcript has a single exon. NCBI's taxonomy places the organism in Eukaryota, Fungi, Mucoromycota, Mucoromycetes, Mucorales, Lichtheimiaceae. The coding region runs from base 1 to 438 and encodes 145 amino acids. The record is from RefSeq and is a predicted model, not a curated record.
AUGACUAUCAAGGUAUUCGAUACAGCACUUGAAACGCGCACCACCAUACAAAAGGUUACAUACGACCUGUCACCGCCAACACAUAUUGAAUCCAUCAAGAAUGCUAUUGUUCAACGAUAUGGCUGCAGAGGUAGCAAACGUAAAUUGUCCUAUCAUCCUGUCAUUCAACGACCUCUGAAAAAGAAAGCAACACACGACGUUAAUGGUGGGCUUCCUUCACCUCCAGUCGAAAGGGCGCUUACUCCUCCUCCUCAACCACCGUCUCCAUCAAUGCGUUCUCAUCGUGCAAUAUCCACUUGUCCUUCCUCCUCAUCAAUGACCGUUAGCGAGAUUACCACCAAGCUUGAUCAGUUGAAGCAAGAGAAGCAUCGUCUUUUCCAGUUGAUAAAACGACUUGUUCAAGAAGAGGCAGAGCAACAACAAGAGCAAUUGCGGUGA